GUGUACUCACAGUUUCUUCCUGCAUAACAUCCUUUUUCUCUGUUUACUCUGCUCACACUAGUCUUUCAUAAUUAAAUGUAACCAAAUAAUACCAAAACUGAUAUUGUUGUUCAUUUAAUGCAUUUUGUACUUUUCAUAUCAUUUAUUGAAACUAAGAGUAAGAAGAUAUGGGACAUCACUCUUGUUGCAACAAACAGAAGGUUAAAAGGGGAUUAUGGUCACCUGAAGAAGAUGAAAAACUCAUCAAAUACAUUACAACUUAUGGACAUGGUUGUUGGAGUUCUGUUCCAAAACUUGCUGGGCUGCAGAGAUGUGGAAAGAGUUGCAGAUUAAGAUGGAUAAAUUAUCUAAGGCCUGAUUUGAAACGUGGAAGUUUCUCACAUCAAGAAGCAGCACUCAUUAUAGAACUCCACACCAUUCUAGGCAAUAGGUGGGCUCAGAUUGCAAAGCAUUUACCUGGAAGAACAGAUAAUGAGGUGAAAAACUUUUGGAAUUCCAGCAUAAAGAAGAAACUCCUUUCUCAUCAUGAUUUUGUUGUUCCAUCUUUUGCCACAUUUUCUGAUAUUCACACCCCCUACAAUAUUGGUACUAUGGAAAGUAAUUUCUUCUCUUUUACAGCAAACCCUAAUUUGAUCCUAAACUUCAAUCAAGAUCAUCUAUACCUUCCAACCUCAUCAUCUCCAAAUCCACAAGAUUUUCACCAAACUGAUACAAAGGUAGACAUCAAUAACAAUUUUAAUGCCAAUUUUCUUCAUCAAAGUCAGAAUCCAAAUCCAGAAAUAGUACUACCAUCUAAUAUUCCUAAUUCUUCUUAUGAAGAUACAUGGUCAUUGGAUUGUGUACCACUUCAUCAUCACAACAAAAAUCAAGAAAAUCAAAUUUCCAAAAUUGAUGCCACCCCACUUUUGAUUGUUGACAAAUUAAUCAACCCAAUUGAAUUAAUGCAACAAUAUGAUCAUGAUCACUUGGUUGAACUUGAUCAACACAUUGUGCCUAAACUUAGCAUUGAGGAUUAUGCUUGUAGGAUCCUAGAUUCAUCUAAUUCUCAAGAACAUGAACCUCCAGCAAAAAUUCAGUGCUACACACCAAUUCAAGCCAAUCAAUUGGAUUACAUUGAUGCAUUGAUCAUGUCAUCAUUGCCAUCCUCAAGCAGCCAAAUAUAUCAAUAGUCACAAACCCUAUUAUUCCUUUAGGAUUGGAACCUUAAAAGUUUUAGUUUCAUCUAUUUUUAGUAUUUUAUUUUAUUUUAUUUUGUUUCAAUCAGUCUAGUGAUGAAAUUCAUACACACCAAAUGCGGAGGAGAAGAGUCGUAGUUUUAAAUUGUUGUCGCAAUUACACUGCAAAUCUUUAUAUUGCAGGAAAAUGGACAAUACAGUCUAAAUUGCAGAGACUUCAAAAUCUGCAAUGUUAUAGUAUAAUUACAGUUGUCGACAGCAAUUAAAAAUACGAGAAGGAUAGUGCAUGUUAGAACUCGCAUCUCAGAAAAAUCAAAUGUUUCUGCAUCUUUUUACCAGCUAAGCUACACUUUGGAGAGUAUUGCAUUAUUCAUUAUAAUGGUGAGGGACUUAUAUAAUGAUAAGUAAGGUCGGUGAAUUAUUUGUAUGCAUUUAACUAUGUAUGUUUUUUUGUGAAGAGUGUGGAGAUAUCAUUUUAUUUGUUAAUUUGAACAUUUUACAUUGAGUGAUGAUUAUUGAUUGUAGUUGAAUUAAUAUGUACCUUUAGGUACCAUUUACAUGCAAGUAUGUAUGUUUGUCACCUAAAAGUAUAUAUGAAUAUUAUAUAU
Cicer arietinum (chickpea) is the source of this 1783-nucleotide messenger RNA. RefSeq names its product transcription factor MYB26. NCBI's taxonomy places the organism in Eukaryota, Viridiplantae, Streptophyta, Magnoliopsida, Fabales, Fabaceae. The record is from RefSeq and is a predicted model, not a curated record.